Molecule: messenger RNA, 1731 nt
Organism: Cyclospora cayetanensis
Lineage: Eukaryota; Apicomplexa; Conoidasida; Eucoccidiorida; Eimeriidae
Product: nicotinate phosphoribosyltransferase 1
Exons: 13
Coding region: 1-1731 (576 amino acids)
Biological process (GO): NAD+ biosynthetic process
Molecular function (GO): nicotinate phosphoribosyltransferase activity
Source: RefSeq, a predicted model, not a curated record
AUGCCUCCAGCAAUCCGCGAAGGCUCUCUCGUUUUUCCGAAAGUACCGGUAUUGCAGGCUGCAGGGCCCUUGGGGCUUUGCCAGAUGGUGGAAACUUCAAUCCUCAACAUCCUUGGAUACGCGACGCUGGUCGCAACAAAUGCUGCCAGGCAUCGGCUUGCUGCUGGCUGGAAGAAGAAGCUAUUCGAAUUCGGUGCUAGGAGAGCUCAAGGCCCCGACGGAGCACUCACUGCAAGCCGCUAUGCGUAUCUGGGCGGUUUCGAUGGCACGAGCAACGUUCAGGCUGCCUAUCGGCAUGAAAUCCCUUUGGCUGGCACAAUGGCGCAUGCAUUCGUUUCAUCGUUUGCUUCUUUUGAGAGCCUAAAGCCAGCAACAUCGUUGCUGGGACCGUCAUUCCCCAAUGCCGUGUUAGCAGCACGCGACUCAGUGUUUAAACUUUGGCAUGAAAAGAAUUUUAGCCAGAUGGCGAAGGAAGGGGAGCUCGCAGCGUUCACGGCGUAUGCCAUGACCUUCCCAGAUGGCUUUCUGGCUCUUGUAGACACGUACAAUACGCUCAGCUCAGGAAUUCCAAAUUUCUUGGCAGUUGCACUUGCACUCUUUCAGGAGGGGCACACACCCCAAGGUAUACGCAUCGAUUCGGGAGAUCUGGCGUAUUUGUCCAGAGAGGCACGCCAGCAGUUCAAGGAGUGCGAAGAAGCAUUCAACUUCCCCUUUUCUGCAUUGCAUAUUGUUGUCUCCAAUGAUUUGAACGAGGCAGCGAUCAGUGCUCUUAACGAUGAAGGGCAUGAAGCGGAUGUGUUUGGGAUCGGAACGAACGUUGUGACGUGCCAGUCGCAGCCAGCUUUAGGAAUGGUUUACAAACUAGUAGAGUUGGAGGGAAAACCCUGCAUGAAGCUUUCAGAGGACGUCGAAAAGACGUCCCUCCCCACGGCAAAGGCAGCAUAUCGUCUUUACAACAAGGCGGGUAUCCCAGCAAUUGAUCUCAUCCAGAGCGCGUCUAUGCCGCCGCCGGUCUGUGGUCGUCAGUUGUUCUGCAAGGAUCUGUACGAUGAUAAGAAGCGGUGUUUCUUUAUUCCCAAAGCGGUGGAAGAGUUAUUAGUGCUGCUCAUCAAGGAUGGCAAGCUCCUUCAGCCGCUAGAAUCCAUAGAGGUAUGCCGUCGCCGGUGCAUAACCCAGCUUCAGCACUUCCGUGCCGAUCAUUUGCGUCUUCACUGUCCUACGGAGUAUAAGCCAACUGCCUAUGCGACGGCAGAAGUGUUCCCGCACUGUCGCCACUUCCCUGAGUGGCGCAAACGCGAAAACUGUGCAAAACAGACGAGGAAAUGUGUGCAUCAAACGCUAACGAGAAAUAGAGGGGAAGAAAUAACAUACACUAGCCAGGCAACAACGAAUGCAUUGCCAUUCAAAAGGAUUGAAGGCAGCGCGGUGGCUUGCUGUUGUCGAAGCGGUGAAACGUGUGAGCCUCCUGCUACGAGAAUACCGACAACAAGUGAAAGGUGUGCAGGAAAUCAAACGCAGAAACCUGGCUUAGCAGUGCCUCAUCGAGCAAUGUGUGCUGCAUGCGAAUGCGGCCAGUGCAUGCCGCAUAGUCGAAUUUCAAGUGUUAGAAGAGGCAUAAGCAAAAAUGCAGGGACACCAUACCCGAGAGUGCGCGCGUGUAGAUCUGAGUGUAGAAAUAGUGCAACAAUGACGAUUGGAAGCUUAAUAAGGCAUGCUCACAGACGAAGAUAG